AAAAAAGAAAGUCUGGACUUCUCUCUGGAGCAAACCUUUGAGUUCCAAUUCCAGAAUUCUCUCUCUCUCUCUCUCUCUCUCUCUCUCUCUCUCUCUCUUCGUCUUUGAAUAUUAAUCUCUCGAGUGAUUUGCCGCUAUUGUUACCAAAAUUCCGACAGCGGGGACCGUCUAUAGCUAUCCUCAAGUUUAUGGCUGACACAGCAAACAUAAGAUACACAUGCACCUCUAGGCUGUAUAUAAACUCCAUGCAGGAAGAGCACCAAAAGCCCUCUCCACUUGAAAGACUUGGUUAUGGCAAUGCAAUUACGCUCUUUGCUCUUAUGUGUGGUGCUUCUCUUUAUUGGCUUUGCAUUGGCAAAUACCAAAGCCUGCAUUGGCAAAAACCCUCUCUACGCAUUGAUUGCCAAAAUCUGAACAGGACCAAUUUUGAUUCUCUUGUACCAGAUUUCAUAUUUGGCGCUGCUGCAUCAUCUUACCAGGUAGAAGGUGCUGCAAACGAAGAUGGUAGAGGACCAAGCAUAUGGGAUACCUUCACCCACAACCAUCCAGAAAAGAUCGCUGAUCAAAGUAAUGGAGAUGUCGCCAUUGAUGAAUAUCAUCGCUAUAAGGAGGAUGUGGAAAUUAUAAAGAAUAUGUCAAUGGAAGUGUACAGGUUCUCCAUCUCAUGGUCCAGAGUGUUACCAAAAGGAACUGGUCAACCUAACCCGAAAGGAAUCGAAUACUACAAUAAUCUCAUUAAUGAAAUCCUAAAGAAAGGUAUGAAACCAUAUGUUACACUCUUUCACUGGGAUCUUCCCCAAGCCUUACAAGACAAAUAUGGUGGUUUCUUAAGCCCUCUUAUUAUAGAUGACUUUAGGGCAUACGUAGAACUUUGUUAUAAGGAAUUUGGUGAUCGAGUACGGUAUUGGACGACAUUUAAUGAGCCAUAUACUGUGAGUAACCAUGGUUAUGCAAUCGGGGUCCACGCACCAGGCCGAUGCUCUUAUUGGUACGACCAAACAUGCCUCGGUGGAAAUUCGGGCACUGAACCAUAUUUGGUGACACACAACCAACUCCUUGCUCAUAUCGCCGCUGUAGAAUUAUACAAGGAUAAAUAUCAGGCAUGUCAAAAAGGUGUGAUAGGAAUAACAGUGAAUACUUACUGGUUUGUGCCCACUUCUAAGGCAAAGCAUGAUAUAGAUGCUGCAUUUCGAGCUUUGGAUUUUAUGUUUGGAUGGCAAGUGUUUAUGGACCCAUUGAUAAGUGGUGAUUAUCCACAUAGCAUGCGAUUUCUUGUUGGAAAACGAUUACCAAAAUUCACAGAUGAAGAAUCCAAGUUGUUGAAAGGGUCAUAUGAUUUUAUUGGAAUAAAUUACUAUUCUGCUAGAUAUGCAAGUGCUUACCCUGCAGGUUAUUCUGUACCUACGCCUCCAAGCUACAUGACUGAUAAUUAUGUUAAUGUUACAACUGAGUUUAAUGGGGUCCCCAUUGGUCUAAAGGCUGCUUCAGACUGGUUAUAUAUUUACCCAAAAGGACUUUACGAUCUUAUACUCUACACAAAGGAAAAGUAUAAUAAUCCAAUUAUGUACAUUACUGAGAAUGGCGUGGAUGAGUUCAAUAAUCACAAAGUACCACUUCAGAUAGCCCUUAAGGAUCCCGAUAGAAGUUACUACUACUAUCACCACCUUUGUUACCUCCAAGCAGCAAUCAAAGAGGGUGCUAAUGUGCAGGGAUUCUUUGCAUGGUCAUUUCUAGACAACUUUGAAUGGAAUUCUGGAUACACUGUUCGGUUUGGUAUCAACUAUGUUGAUUACACCAAUGGACUGAAAAGAUACCCAAAAGACUCGAUGCAGUGGUUCCAAAGUUUCCUCAAGAGAUCAUAAAAUUUGUGUAUCAAAAUGAUGGAUAAAGUACAGUAGUUGUGCAAGUUAUAUUGUGUUAACUUUCUGUUUGACUCUUUCUGAGUCGGAAUAAGU
Molecule: messenger RNA, 1955 nt
Organism: Prunus avium (sweet cherry)
Lineage: Eukaryota; Viridiplantae; Streptophyta; Magnoliopsida; Rosales; Rosaceae
Source: RefSeq, a predicted model, not a curated record